Glarea lozoyensis ATCC 20868 is the source of this 4026-nucleotide messenger RNA. RefSeq lists its product as uncharacterized. NCBI's taxonomy places the organism in Eukaryota, Fungi, Ascomycota, Leotiomycetes, Helotiales, Helotiaceae. Bases 1 to 4026 code for a protein of 1341 amino acids. The record is from RefSeq and is a predicted model, not a curated record. The transcript is spliced from 4 exons.
AUGUCAACACCGCGACUAUCCUCAAAUUGCGAGAUCUUUUAUGGAAUAACCUGGACUGGGACUCCUAACAAAUCAGCAUCCAGUGCGUCCAACCACAUAUUACAUGAUAUGGCUUCAACCGAAACCCAUCUAGGCCCUGCCCCAAAGGCCCUAUGGAACGUAAAAGACCUGAAUGUUUUCCCUGUAGUCCGUCAUCGCGGCGCUGAAAAGGGGACAAUAACCAUUCUUUCGAUCCCUAACAACCCUAUCAUCCCAUCCCCUCUUGCAGACAAUAUCACUCCACAUCAGUUACAACUCAUUAAAUCUACCUGCCAGAAAUGGCAAGAUGGAGACGGGCCGGAAGUAUGGAAAGCAUGGAAGCGAGCUUGGGACCUAUGGAACAACUUUUACAUCCCAGGCCGUGCCAAUCCUAGUUGGAUUCAAAAAGAUUUAGCGAGGAGAACACUUGAGAGAAGUAAAGUCAAUAGGAAAGAAGGUGGAAACAAGCAGCUGGAUAUCGGCGCACCGCUCAGAGUGCACGAUUACUACCUCGGUGACGAUCCACCUCCUGCCGGAAGGGGGAAAAAGUGGGUGAGGGGACACUUUUUCAAUGUCCCGCCCGAGGUGAAAUCGUUGCGCAAAGAACUUGUUCAGAAACAGGAACUGCGCGAACGGUAUUGGGAGCUUGUUGAUAACCUUAAAGAACUGGAUGCCAUCACAGGCCAGAAGAAACAGAGGAUCAUCAUGGCGGAUGGUGUUGAACACGUGGAGGACGAAACACUCGAUAUCUGGUGGAGUAACACUGGACACGAUGAAGCAGGCAACAGUGCAGGUCUGGUUGCUCUGAAGUCUAGGGCAGAGUAUGAUGGAGAUGGAAUAGAGGACAAGAUUGCUAAUACAGUCUGGCGACCUGGCAGAGUUUGGGCAGAAGGAACCGACGAUGUCAUGGAGUUUGAUGAUUGGUGGAAUGAAGUUAAGAGAGCGAAGACGAAAGGAUCCAAUCUUGCCGGAAGUGACAGCGUGCGGGUGGCAGGUAAGCUCGAGGUCGAUGGAGGUGUGGAUUGUGGAGGUGGACCGUUUCCUUGCUUGAGAUACAUGUAUAAAUACCUUCGUACCAAAGACUACCGAUAUAUAAGACGCAAAAUUUGGGACGGUGUUACAGGGACCAUAUUCAAUAUUCCUAUGUUAAAUCACACCGACGAAGCGCAGGAUCAUCAUACCAAUCGUAUGGCAUUGAUUCACCCAUCUGCACCGGUUAAGCAAUUCCAGCGAAACAUCUUUCCUCUAAGAAUACACUGUCUACCCCUUCUCACCGCCCUCGAGCCACCUGCGGUAACUAAAUCCAACGAAGAAUUAGUCAAUAUAUCUUAUAAUAAUCCGAAGCGAAUCUAUCGUGUAAUGGAUGAGGAUGACCCAUGGUAUGUGACGCCAGAACAAGAAUAUCUACGCGAUGUGCCUCCUAGAUCGUAUCCUCUGCCCGGGCACGAGGAUUCUGAAAUUCUGCCAUAUGAUGACUUGCAUUAUUUGGAGCACCGGAUGAGAGAUAGACUAGGCGAACAUGGCUAUUUUUUGACCAAUACGAUGGGAGGCGAGGUGGUGGUGAACGGGCAAAAGAUUGCACUCGGUGAGGUGGCCGGACCAAUGCCAGCAUUGGCGGUCAUACAAUGUCCUGGAGGACAGGUGUGUUUUUGGUGGGGUGAAAAUGGGAGGAACUGGGGUGAUGGUGGGCGAGCUGCUCAGACAAGUACUGGAUGGGAGAUCCUGAGGCAGAGACGAGAAUGGAAAGACGUAGGAAAGAGCGCUGGUGAGGUUUGGGACGACCGAAUUAUCGAUCGAAUGAGAAGAGAGGAGGCUGGUGGCGAAGGAGAGGACGACGACGAAGAGUGGAACAGCUAUAGGCAGUAUGAAGACAGAGGCCAAGGACCGAUCAAUCCUGCCGUCAGGACUACUGUUGGCAACUUACCCCCGAAUCUUGAUUACGAGGUAGCUGCUCCUGAUUUGCCAAGCGGUCAUUGGGAUUCUGACACCGAGCCAUCAAAAUCCGCUAGUCAACCCCAAUUGAUUCAUAUACCGGUGCAGUUCAAAAGCCCAGAAGAUGAGCUCCGCUAUAUAUCUUUGGAGAAUCCACUGCUGGAAAAAGCUGCUGAGGCGGUAACAAACCAACCAAUCAUCGAGCCCUCUGUCGAAAGCUUCUGGACAGGUCCCCAGCCUAUCUCUGACUUUGUAGCUCAGGCACGAGUUCGUAAUCAAGAUGUCAACAACCAAUGGAAAUCUGAGAAGGAAGCCAUUUUCAAAGCACAAAUUAAGCUAUCAAAGUCAAGAAAGCCGCUUGUUGACAAAGAACAUGCAUCUAUCUUUGCGCGGGAACAAGAGGCGUCACAAGCUGCCGAGGGAAUUAAAGGUAAAAGAAAGCGAGGAGUUAACGAUGAUGGCGGGCGGCCUGCCAAAUUCAGAACAAUAGAUCCUAAAGUCGCACGUCAAAGAUCUUUGCAAGACGAUGCACUUUUAGCAAUUGCUCUUAAGGUCAAAGUCGCACGAGCGGCGGAGCAGAGACAAGCAAUGCAGAAAGCCAGGGAACUAGAAAUUCAAGUUGAGGAACUGCGACGGAAAGAUCCGAACUUGUCCGCCAUUGAUGCUAAGACCAGAGUGUCGGUUCUUAAAACACAAAAAGUCCAGGACAGUAAACGAGACCGGCUUGGGGCAAGUCAAAAUCGGAAACUCGUUGGAAAUCUAGGAAUUCAGGCUCAGAGUGACGGGAGUGCUGUCAAGGCUGCUGAAGCACAAAUGCUCAAUUUCGAAUACGAUAAUAAAGUGGCGGGAGCCGAAACGAGCAGGAUGAAGCAAAUUGCGAAAAAAAGAGCGCGAACAGAGAAAACAGGAAAGGUUAGAAGUGAACUGGCUAGACUUGAGAGAGAAAGGUUGGAAAAAGCUGACAACGAAGCAGCUGCGACGAGAGCCAGUGAGGAGAACGCGAUAUUAAAGGUCUCACGCAAGGACCAAGAUGACGAGAAUCGUAAGGAAGGAGACUUGGCCAAGACUGCUGGAAAAAAGGAAGGGAAGUUUGAGAACAAGGAUGCUCACAAAAAGCUUGUCCUGAAAUUAUGUUUUGAUGGAUAUCGAGGAGCAGAAUUAGAGGAAGCCAUCAAUGCAACUCAAGCUGGCAGACCGCUAAAGUCACCACCCAAACGACAAGUUGGACACUCAUAUGACAAGGAUACUCCACCAUCUGAUCUAAAGUUGUUUAUUGAGUGGGACAAAUGGACAGAGCAAGAGCAUAGUGAGUUUGUCAAGGAACACAAGUUCAAUGAGGAAACAGAAACGCGAUAUAUGAUAUGGAAAUCCCUCCAUGCCCAGCAUACCAAACCAACUUCAUCUGAAGCACGAAAGCAAUCCGUCGCCAAUAUUCAAGAUAGCAUCACCGCCCGUGCCGAAGUUGUAGGAAUGGACGAUGAGACUUUUGUCCGCUCUCUCGGCUUCCCCAGCAUUCAAUCAUACACAAAUCAUGUACUUGCCAACGAAGACGGGUCUUACUUGCAUCAGGACAUAUUCAAAAAAAGGAAAUCGUCGUCCAGCAGCACAAUGCAAGGCAAAAGCGAGGAAGAACUUGCGGAACUUGAAGCAAAUGAGGACAUGCAAACCUACUGCAAACACCAAGCCUCCCUCGGUCUCGCCGCUCUCGCCGCCUUGAGCUACAAAACGCAAGAAGAAAUCGCCCAAGAGCGCUUCGGACUAUCCGUACAUGGAUACCUCAAGGCUUGCGUCGAGAAACUCGAGCUCAUGAAAGGAACGUCCAAGGAACAAAAGCACGAAGGCAGAGGCAAGGAGAGACACUACAAGAGCUUGCGAAAUGACGAGCGGUAUCGUGCUGAGUAUCGCCAGUAUCAGGACGAUGUGCGGACGUACAAUAAGGAGGAGACGGAACGGCUGGAGCGGAAUUUGGAUUUGAUUAAUAGGGAGUUUGCGAUGUGGGAGGCGAGGUAUGAGUUGACUAACAGACCGAAGACGGAGGUGUGGGGGGAGGAUGAGGAUUUGAGUUGUGAUGUUUGA